Messenger RNA from Pneumocystis carinii B80, 2161 nucleotides. RefSeq lists its product as hypothetical. Bases 165 to 2117 code for a protein of 650 amino acids. Gene Ontology annotation, cellular component: cytosol; kinetochore; nuclear body. NCBI's taxonomy places the organism in Eukaryota, Fungi, Ascomycota, Pneumocystomycetes, Pneumocystales, Pneumocystaceae. The record is from RefSeq and is a predicted model, not a curated record. The transcript has 14 exons.
UGAACGAGGAAAAUCCGUCCAGAUUAGCGGUUGAACGGGUUGAACAAGAUAUUUUAUCACAGAACUUUUCAAAAGAAAAGUUCCUUGAAUCAGUGAAAAAUCUGUCAGUUAUUGCGGAAAAAUAUGGGUUAGAUCAAGAGUCUAUAGAUAAGGGUAUUUCAUUGAUGUGCCGGAAUCAUCAUAUUGAUCAAAGCAAUGCUAUAUCUAUUAUAUAUUCAAUGAUGCCUAAUGGAAAAGUUAGUCAGAAAACAGUAAUUAGGAUACUUGCUAGUCUUGGGCAUGGCAAGACAAAGGCGAGUUUAUUUAUACAAAAUGCACUUCUUAAAUGGAUUAUUAUGGUAUAUGAUUUUUUGGAUGGUUAUGAAGAAUUAAAUCAAUUAUAUGGUGUUAUUCUUCAUUAUAUUGGAUUUAUAACGCUUAGGCGAUAUCUUUGUCAUAUUUUAAUUCUUAUAACACGACGUAAUAAUGUAAAGGCAUUUCGAAUAGAAAAGCUUCUUGAAAUUCAGAACCAAACACCUAAUGAUCAGAGUAUUUUUGCUUUAUUACAACUUUAUAAAUCAUAUUAUCCAGAUAUUGUGGUUACAAAAUUUCUAAAAAUUCAUGAUAAAUUAUUUGAUCAUCCAAACAAGCCAUGGUUAGAUAAAGUGAUUGCUCUUCAGGAAUCGUCAUCUAAUAAGAUAAAUAAAAACUAUGAUAUUCCGCGUUUUGAAGUAAUGGAUCAUUUUUACCGUGGUUUUAAAAGACAAAAACUUAGGAAUUUUUCUAUUCCAGAGAUUCGAACAUUUAGUUCGAAAAAGGAAUCAUAUACUACCGAGGAAAUUCGAACUAAACAAGAUCUUGUUGAAUAUAUUGAUAAUGUUGAAUUUCCUGGUCAGCUUGCAUCUAUCUUGGAUACCUUUCUACACCAGAAUCUUUUAAUUUUACGCUGUCCUGAAUUUGCAAUUGAACGUUUAAGUUUUUGGCUAGAGGCAAAAUUGAUAUUAGAUUUAAAAGAAAAUAGCAAUGAUGCAUAUAUUAAUCAUAUUUUAGAAUAUUUAGAAAAAUUUACAUAUGUUUUUAAGGAGACAUUAUCUCCUAUAGAUCGUUUUCUAAAUAUAUUACUACAAUCAUGGGAUGGUAUUAAAUAUCGAGAAUCACUCUUUAAUCUUUUGAUACAUAUACCUAUCAAAUCAGAAAAAGAUAUUACAAUGAUAUUAUCUUAUCUUACAAAGCCACAAUGGUUAACAGAUUUAAAUUAUUGUAUAGAUUUGUUAAACUUUUUUUCUCAAUUAACUAGACAAUGGGUUAUAAAAUAUAUAAGACUAAUUAAUAAAAACGGGACUUAUUGGAAAUUGUCAUCCAAUGAUAAUAUAUUAAGCGAUCCGUUUAAUUCUAUUCUAUUUCUACUUGAAAAUAUUGAUCAUCUUUGCAUUAAUAUUCUUCUGCUUUAUAAGAGUGACAUGCGUAUUCAUAAUUCUGUUCUUUUAUUUUAUGAGCUUUUGUUGGAUCUAAUUGUUGAAGAAAAACUUCCAAAUAUCAUAUUACCAUCAUCUCAUAUUAUUUAUCAAUGUUUUUUUUCAGGAAAUGGGAUGAGUUUAUCAAGAAUUUGUGGAUUAAUUGUUGGAUAUAAAGCAGCGUUUGAUCAACAUGAAAAAAAUGAAGUAAAAUCACCAUAUCAUCGGGAUAUUGUUGAUUAUUUUAAUUCUUUUGUGAUGGAUUUUUGUAAUUGUUUAUGGAGAAAUAGAGCCUUUAAUAAGCAAGAUAAAAAUGCUCUUGGUUGUCAAUUAUCUGAAGAAGUUGUAAUGACACUUAAAUCUAUUGCAGAGGUACAAGGAAUUUUCUUUGGAUCUAUUUUUUCCAUUACGCAUGGAACAGUAUUUGCACAUUGGUCAGCAGAAACUUUGAAAGAUCUGGAAGAUGAAUCUCCAAAUAUUAUUAAGAGGCAUGUAGGCCCUGUAAGCAAUACAUCUUUGAAACGAUGGGCAGAAGAAGGAGGUCUAAAUAUUAGCCUAAAUGAUUUUAGGAUUCUUGUGUUAAACAAGAUUAAUAAGAAGAAUUAUAAUGGUGUUUAUGAUUUUUUAUAUAGUUCGAUGGCAUCUUUAAAGGAAAGACGAACAUCAGAAAUUAAUAUUUCAUGAUAGAAUUAUAUUAAUAUUUUUUCUAUACAAGAAAUAUUAGUUUU